GCUUGCGGCAACUCCAGAGCCUCUCUUUGCAGGUUGCCACUGCUCAGCCCAUCAUCUCUUUGGGCACUUUGCUGGCGGAGGACAGAGAAACCCCUGCACCUCAUUUUUCCUGGCAAUCCACCCACCCGAAAUACCAGCUGCCAGGAUGCCAUCCCGCCUGCCAGCGCCAUGCAGAGGCUUCUGCACAAUCUCACGCUCAGCCCUGCUGCUCCCCAGCAGGACCAAAGCGAUGGGGAACCUGUGUUUCAUGUUCAUCUUCAUCUCCCUGCUCGCUCACGCCCUUCUGGUGGUGGGACACCCACCCACGUUCAGCCAUGAGGAUCCUCCAGCUGGUCUUUGCCAUCGUUGUCAUUCUCCUCCUCCAGGAUGCACCUGCAAGAGGUUUUUCAGACAGCCAGCUGUGCAGGAACAACCAUGGCCACUGCCGGAGGCUCUGCUUCCACAUGGAGAGCUGGGCUGGGAGCUGCCUGAACGGCCGCCUGCGCUGCUGCAGGGUCUCCACCAAGCAGCCCUUUUCCAACCCUAAACUUUCAGUGCUGCACACAGAAGAGCAGGACCCUUCCCCAAGCCUGGGAGGGACGUGA
This is a messenger RNA of Lagopus muta (rock ptarmigan), 584 nucleotides long. RefSeq names its product gallinacin-13. Lineage: Eukaryota; Metazoa; Chordata; Aves; Galliformes; Phasianidae. The record is from RefSeq and is a predicted model, not a curated record. Gene Ontology annotation, molecular function: CCR6 chemokine receptor binding. Gene Ontology annotation, cellular component: extracellular region. Bases 315 to 584 code for a protein of 89 amino acids. The transcript is spliced from 5 exons. Gene Ontology annotation, biological process: innate immune response in mucosa; defense response to Gram-positive bacterium; defense response to Gram-negative bacterium.